CAACUCAGCCACGUACAAGUGAAGAACAAUCAACAACUGCUCAACAUGAAGCUGGUUGUGGUCCUCAUGCUGGCUGCCCUCCCCCUUUACUGCCUUGCAGGUUCUGGCUGCCAGCUUCUGGAGGACGUAGUAGAACACACCAUUGAUCCAGAAGUGUCUGUGGAUGAAUACACAGAGUAUCUUGACCCAUACAUCCACUCAGAUGAAACUAAAAAGGCCGUCGAAGAGUUCAAACAGUGCUUCCUCAGCCAGAGCAAUGAGACCCUGGCCAACGUUAGAGUCAUGGUGCAAACGAUAUAUGACAGCGUCUACUGUGCUCCUUUUUAACUGUCACAAGACCAUUGGCUCAGAGGAAUCCAGAUGAUGGCCUCCAACCAAGAGAAGACUACCAGAAACUACAACUUCUCUUCUUUUUUCUUUUUGAUCAGAAAUCUGCAAGACAAUUGUUGAAACCUGAAAUAUACUUAAUUGCAAUAAAAUCACUGCAAAAAAACUGAGGUUCUGUCAAUGGAUUCUAUUAACCAGUCCAGCCUGGCCUACCCUGAGACCU
This is a messenger RNA of Ochotona curzoniae (black-lipped pika), 550 nucleotides long. RefSeq names its product mammaglobin-B-like. Bases 46 to 327 code for a protein of 93 amino acids. Gene Ontology annotation, biological process: androgen receptor signaling pathway. The record is from RefSeq and is a predicted model, not a curated record. The transcript has 3 exons. Lineage: Eukaryota; Metazoa; Chordata; Mammalia; Lagomorpha; Ochotonidae.